CAGAUGAAAGAGCAUUAGCAAUAAAUAAUUAUGUUAAUUACUUAAAGGAAACCUGCAACGGAAGUGAAAAACUCAUGAGACUUAAAUAUAUUUCAUAUCUAAUUAGAUAUAUGGAUAUAACAUAUAAAGAAAAAGAAAAACUUCUAGAUCUCGUUAAGCAAUAUAUAUAUAGUAACAUUGAACAUGAGAAAAAUAAAUUAUCGAAAAUUAUAGAUGUUUAUAUAAAUAAAGAAGAAGAUGAAAAAUCUAAAAUUAAUUUUCAAAAUAUUCUUUAUGAUAAAAAAAGGAUAGAAUCCUUAAAAUACUCUGAAUUAUAUUUGUGUUUAUAUUCUAUAUUUCCCUUCAUGUAA
Molecule: messenger RNA, 350 nt
Organism: Plasmodium reichenowi
Lineage: Eukaryota; Apicomplexa; Aconoidasida; Haemosporida; Plasmodiidae
Product: putative exported protein
Exons: 1
Source: RefSeq, a predicted model, not a curated record